Molecule: messenger RNA, 327 nt
Organism: Fraxinus pennsylvanica
Lineage: Eukaryota; Viridiplantae; Streptophyta; Magnoliopsida; Lamiales; Oleaceae
Source: the annotation of a GenBank genome assembly
AUGUUGAGUGGGUUUGUCCAAAGUCGAGAAAUUGUUAAGGCACGGAAACUAUUUGAUGAAAUGUUUGAAAGGGAUGUGAUGUCGUGGAAUAUGAUGCUGUCAGGGUCACGUUUUGGAUCCACGAUUAGUGAUUUUUGUGUUGAACCAAGAGUUGAACAUUUAGCCUCCCUUGUGGAUAUUGUCAGUCCGUUUGGACUGGUUGAGGAGGCCAUGGAUGUUAUUCAUGGCAUGCCAAUUGAGCCAGACAACGCUAUGUGGGGAGCUUUGUUGGCACUUGAGAAGUGCACAGCAAUGUGGAUUUGGCUAGAGUUACAGCGGAAGCAUUAA